Verticillium alfalfae VaMs.102 is the source of this 1167-nucleotide messenger RNA. RefSeq names its product alanine-glyoxylate aminotransferase. Gene Ontology annotation, cellular component: peroxisome. The coding region runs from base 1 to 1167 and encodes 388 amino acids. Lineage: Eukaryota; Fungi; Ascomycota; Sordariomycetes; Glomerellales; Plectosphaerellaceae. The record is from RefSeq and is a predicted model, not a curated record. Gene Ontology annotation, molecular function: L-alanine:glyoxylate transaminase activity; L-serine:pyruvate transaminase activity. The transcript has 3 exons.
AUGUCGAGACAACCCGAGCACCCCGCCCUCAUGAUCCCGGGGCCCAUCGAAUUCGAUGAUGCCGUCCUUCAGUCCAUGAGCCACUACAGCGAAAGCCAUGUCGGCCCCGGUUUUGUCGCCACCUUUGGCGAAACCCUCACCAUGCUGAGGAAGCUCUUCCAGACCACCGACCCCGCCUCGCAGCCCUACGUCAUCUCCGGCUCUGGCACCCUGGGUUGGGAUAUCGUCGCCGCGAACCUGGUCGAGCCCGGCGAAGACGUCCUCGUGCUGACCACCGGCUACUUCAGCGACGGCUUUGCGGACUGCUUCAAGGCCUAUGGCGGUAAUGUCACCCAGCUUCGGGCCCCCGUCGGCGAGCGUCCCCAGCUGCCCGAGAUCGAGAAGGCCUUGAAGGAGAAGAAGUACAAGAUGAUCACCGUCACGCACGUCGACACAUCCACUGGUGUUCUCAGCGAGCUCAAGGACUUGUCGGCUCUGGUCCGCAGGGUCUCGCCCGAAACUCUGCUCGUUGUCGAUGGCGUCUGCAGCGUCGCCUGCGAGGAGAUCCAGUUCGACGAGUGGAAGCUCGAUGGUGUCGUGACGGCCAGCCAGAAGGCCAUUGGCUGCCCCGCCGGCCUGUCCAUCUCCAUGUUCAGCGGCAAGGCCAUCGAGGCGUUCCAGAACCGCAAGACGCCCGUGGCCGCGUACUUUGCCUCCAUGAAGAACUGGACUCACAGUACGCCCGUAGUCAUGCAAAACUACGAGGCCAAGAAGCCCUCGUACUUUGCGACGCCGUCUCCCCAGCUCGUCCACGCGCUGCACACGGCGCUGACGCAGAUCCUCGCCAAGCCCCUCUCGGAGCGCUUCGCCCGCCACCGCGAGGUGUCAGACAGGGUGAAGAAAACGAUCACGGAUCUCGGCCUGAAGCAGGUAGCUGCGAAUCCCGAGGAUCAGGCCCACGGCAUGACGGCCAUCUACCUUCCCGAAGGCAUCAAGCCUACCGACAUUCUGCCUAUCUUGGCGAAGAAGGGCGUCGUCUGGGCCGGAGGCAUCCACAAGGAGAUCGCGCCCAAGUAUGUUCGAUUCGGACACAUGGGUGUCAGCGUGAUGGACCCCUCUCGCCCAGAGGUCGACAAGGCGCUUGAGGCGCUGAAGGAUGGCCUCGUGGAAAAUGGAUACAAGGCAUAG